Messenger RNA from Neoarius graeffei (lesser salmon catfish), 9341 nucleotides. It is a transcript of the gene nav1b, whose product is annotated as neuron navigator 1b. Gene Ontology annotation, molecular function: ATP hydrolysis activity. The coding region runs from base 353 to 5941 and encodes 1862 amino acids. The record is from RefSeq and is a predicted model, not a curated record. The transcript has 30 exons. Gene Ontology annotation, cellular component: axon initial segment; microtubule cytoskeleton. Gene Ontology annotation, biological process: nervous system development; neurogenesis; microtubule bundle formation. Lineage: Eukaryota; Metazoa; Chordata; Actinopteri; Siluriformes; Ariidae.
AAUGAGAAAGAAAGAGUGCAGAGAGACAGAAAAAAAGGGAGAGCUAGGGUAGCAGUGAAGCAGCAGGCAGACAGGAAGGCGUAAGGAGGAAAAAGCAAAGGGAGGACAGAAUUAGCAUUUUCUUCCUGCCUUCUCAGAGAGGGAGGAGGAAAGAGAAAGAAAGAAAGAAAGAGCUGAGCCUGUGGAUUCUCCUUCUUUUCUUUUAUCCUCUCCUCCUUGCUGAAGCUGCUCUAAAUGCUCUCCCAUAGAGGGAGAGCUUUGGGGGUAGCGUAGAAAAAGAGUUUGGCUUGCAUACUAGAGCGAGCUAGAGGCACGCAAACAUACAUCCAGGACGGAAGGCAGAGUUGCAGGCAUGGCUGCCAAAAGGGGCAAGUCAGGAGUACCACAGAAUGUGGCACGGAGCGAGCUAAAGGUCUAUCGUACAGGUAGCACAGAGGGACGCAUCCCUGUGCCCACCAACCUGCGCAAGCAGAGGUCUCUGACCAACCUAGCUGUUCUGACGGAUGCUGAGAAGAAGAUGCAGCUCUACGAGCCCAAGUGGUGCGACGACAUGGGCAAGGCCAGCACUAGCCAUCUGAAGACAGGCAAGCCGAAACCAACAGGCGGAGGAGGAGGGCCUGGUAGUGCCCAGCUAUCACGGAACCUAUCCAAGUCAGAACAUUCUUUGUUCCAGGCCAAACCCAAGCCCUUUACCCCACUUGCUGCUCCUGGUGCCCUGGGGAAGACCCAGAGCCGCAUCCCCCGGGGUCCAUAUGCGGAAGUAAAGCCUCUUAGUAAAGCUGCAGAUGAUGGAAAGUCAGACGAUGACAUCCUUUCCAGCAAGGCAAAGGUUGCAGGUAAGAAGACUGCAACUGGAGGUCAGGUUGACUCUGAGGCCAAAGACCAAGGUGAGGAAGGUGGUGAUAAGCCCUUUUUGAAGGUGGAUCCAGAACUAGUGGUCACAGUUCUUGGAGAUCUGGAGCAGUUACUCUUCAGUCAGGUGCUUGAUCGAGAGUCUCAGAGGAAGCGUACUGUUCAGAAUGUUCUGGAUCUCCGGCAGAACCUGGAAGACACCAUGUCCAGCCUGCGAGGGACCCAACUCAGUCACGGUUGCCUGGACAGUAGUAUGUGCUAUGAUAGUGAUGACACCAACGCCCGUAGUGUCUCCAGCCUCUCCAACCGUUCCUCUCCACUGUCCUGGCGUCAUGGCCAGGCCAGCCCCCGUCUGCAGGCUGGCGAUGCCCCCUCUUCCACUGGUUAUCCGCUGGGUUCAAAAGCUGCAUCCCAAUACACCUCUCAUACCAUGCCUGCCCGCUGCUCGAGCCGCAUCAGCAACACCUCCCACAUUGAACUCAUUGAGAACCUGGACACAGGAGAUGGUGACCUCAAAUCUGGCUACCUGAGUGAUUCUGACCUAAUGAGCAAAAGUCUGAAUGAGGAUGAUGAUGACGAUGAUAAUCUUGCCAACGGGUGGGAUGAGAGCAGCUCCAUCAGCAGUGGUUUGAGUGAUGGCUCUGAUAACCUGAGCUCAGAGGAUCUGAAUGCCAGCUCCUCACUGAACUCGCUACCCACUACACCAGUCGGCUCACGACGGAACUCCUCCGUCAUGCUGCGUACAGAUGCAGAGAAGCGUUCUCUGGUGGAAAGUGGUCUUGCUUGGUACAGCGAGGACAACAAGGCCUUGCAGAAAGCAGACAGUGGAGCCUAUGAUACCGGCAGCCUGAAGACGGAGUCUUCCAGCAAAUACAGAAAGAGCAAACCAGCAGAGGGCGUCGCACAGGAGAAGACCGCAAGAAGAGAGCUGAAAAAGCCGCAGAGCCUCGGGCAACCAGGCAGCUUCAAGAAGAGCCAAAAUCCUCCUCCAGUUGGAGUCACAUCUCCCAUCACACACACGUCACAGAGUGUGCUCAAAGUGGCAGCAACUAAAGGAGACGCGAAGGUCGUGGAUAAGCAGAAGUUGUCCCUGAAGACUUCAGGCCUGCAGCGUUCCCGCUCUGAUGCGGGUCGGGACAGUGUGGAGCAUCGCAAACCCCCCUCAGGCCUUGUCAAACCCACUGCAGGCAGCUUCGGCUACAGGAAAACCCCGACCACCGGCACGGCUACUGUAAUGACAGCAGGCGGUGCCACCAUCUCCAGUGGGUCAGCCACAGUGGGCAAAACUCCGAAGUCCUCAGGCAUCCCCACCAAGCCUGUGCCUGGAGGAGGAAGCCGAAAGAAUAGCCUGGAUGCCAGCAACGGUGAGAACGGCUUCCUAGCACCAAACGCCCGCGGCAGCAUUCAGUACCGAAGUCUCCCUCGUCCUGCCAAGUCCAGCGCUAUGAGCUUAACGGGGCGAGCCGCUUCUCGUCCUGUUAGCAGCAGCAUUGAUGCAAGCCUCCUUAGCCUCAAACCCAUGCCUGCUUUACCUGCUACCAUGCCUACUAGAGGAAAGGAUGGAGGUAGCAUAAAGGCAGGCAGCCGCACAAGCAACGUCGGGCCUGUUAACCAGACAGACAGGGAGAAGGAGAAGGAGAGGGCCAAGGCCAAAGCGGAUCUGGAGAACAACUCUCUGAAGAGUGAGAACCAGAGAGAGAGCUGUGGAGAGAAUGCAGAGCAGAUCCACAGGACACGCAGGACCAGCACAAGCAAAUACCCAGAACUGAGUUCUCCAACUACCACACAAAGAACACUGGCUAAGUCUCUCGCCCACCCUCCGAGCCUGGCACACCUGGACAAGGUGAAUUCCAACAGCCUAGACACUUGUGUGACUAUCGAAGACCUUCCCCCAAAGAUUCCUCCGUACUCCAAACUGCAGGACCUCGUGGGCUCGCGCGUGCCCAGCCGUCUCACGCCCAGCCCAGCUCCAGUGCUCAACAUCGAUUCACCAAGCUGCUUCUCCGGUCAGCCUCUUUCUCUGAGCAGCUCCCCACUCUUAUACCCCAAGAUGUCUGGUGUCCACCACAGCAUGGAGUCCCUGUCUCUACACAUGAGCCUGCCACCCAGCGUGGAACUCGGGGACCAGGAGGAGACCACAGGCAGAACUAUGGGCACAUGGGGGGCAGGCACUCGCACAUCGGUCACCUUAAAUGACAGUUUACAAACUGACAGGAACACCUUACCCAAGCAAGGAUUAAGUCGCUACAGUAGUAGCCAAUCAGAAGGAGAAGGAAAAGAGCGGCGCCACUCCCACACAAUAAUGAGUAUGACCGAGUCUGAGAGCCCACCCCAACUCCCAUCACCCACUCACUUGAGCCAGUCCUUUGCUGGCAAAACACCCCCCACCAAUGUGGUGGCUCCCAUUACAAGCUCAAACACGACCCCUCGCAUCACUCGCUCCAACAGCAUCCCAGCAAAUGAGGGCAGCUAUGACCUGUAUGCAAGUUCCCCUCUGGGAAGCUCCAUCUCACUGGCCGAUCGGCCGAAGAGCAUGAUGCGCUCUGGAUCCUUCCGGGAGCCUGGAGAGGAUGUCCAUGGUUCUGUCCUAUCCCUGGCUUCCAAUGCUUCAUCCAACUACUCAUCAACAGAGGAGAGAAUGCAGGGAGAGCAAAUCCGAAAACUAAGGCGUGAACUUGAAGCAUCUCAAGACAAGGUGGCCAACCUGACGAGUCAACUGUCUGCUAACUAUAACCCUGACCCUAACACCACUGUCCCUCUCUCCUUGGCUGAUGUCCUCUUCUGGCUGCGGGCUGGUUUGCGGGUCCUCGGGGGCUGCUCGCUCCAGCAGGCAGGCCAGGCAAACCUGGUGGCAGCUUUUGAACAGAGUCUGACGCUUAUGACUGCACGUCUGCAGAGCCUGUCUGUUACCUCUGAGCAGAAGGAUGUUGAGCUACAGGACCUGAGGGAAACCAUCGAAGUAUUGAAAUCCAAGAACACAGAGGCCCAGGUUAUCAUCCAUGGAGCACUCAACAACCCCGACUCCACACCCAAAGAGCUGCAGAUUAAUAGGCAGAACUCAUCUGAGAGCAUUGCCAGCAUGAACAGUAUCACCAGUCAUUCCAGUUUGGGUAGCCUGAAGGAGCAAGAUGCCAAGAAAAAGAAGAAGAAAAGCUGGCUGAGAAGUUCCUUUAACAGGGCUUUCUAUAAGAAGGGCUCCAAGUCGUACUCGGAUAUUGAGGAAAUUGCCACCCCAGAGUCCUCAACUCCUUCCUCCCCUAAAAUCCAUCACGAUGUGGAAAAAGCACCAUUCUCCUUAGAUGUUUCCACUUCUGCCUCCUCCUCUGGACUGGGUGACAGCAGUGAGGGCAUCGAAACUGAUGAAAAGGUGGUCUCUGAGCUGCGCUCUGAACUCUGGGAAAAGGAACGCAAACUUACAGAUAUCCGUCUGGAGGCCCUUAGUUCUGCUCACCAGCUGGAGCAGCUGCAGGAAGCCAUGAGCAAGAUGCAGAUGACUGUAGAAAAUUUGAAGGCAGAAAACGACCAGCUGAAGACGGGUGUCUCCAGACCUCCAAGCUCCACCUCCCAGUCUUCCGGGCUGGGCUCACUGGGCACCUCGUCACCACGGCAAUCUGUGGCAUCUCUUAGCAAAACCUUUAGCAUGGGAGCAACUGAAAGCUUAAACACAGACGUAUUUCAAAGUCCUACCUCGACCCUGCAGAAGGAUGAGAGCUUUGUCAGAGUGUUAGUGCGUAUACCCAACCAGCAAGUCUUUAAUGAGGAGGCGAAACAACUGGAAUUCUUCAUUGGCCUGGUCAAACUCAGUGGGCAGACUGAUUGGUGCACUCUUGACUCUGCCAUCUGCCAAGCUUUUAAAGACUACUUAUCAGUGGUGGACCCAAGCUCCAGCCUGGGCCUGUCUCAGGACUCCAUCUACAGCUACAGCCUCAGUCAUCUGAAGCGGGUGCUAGGGGUUCAGCCACCCGAAACUCCACCAGUACGCUGCCUUAGCAAGACUUCCACAUGCAUCAACGUGGCUCUCAAAGGUCUGAAGGAGAAAUGUGUGGACAAUGUGGUGUUUGAGACGCUUAUCCCGAAGCCUAUGAUACAACACUACAUUAGUCUGCUGCUCAAACACCGGCGCUUGAUCUUGUCAGGGCCCAGUGGCACAGGGAAGACUUAUCUUUCCUCCCGUCUCGCUGAGUACCUGAUAGAGCGCAGUGCCCGAGAGAUCACUCCUGCCAUCGCAGUCUCCUUCAACAUGCACCAUCAGACCUGCAAGGAUCUUCAACUUUAUCUGUCUAAUCUGGCAAAUCAGAUUGACCGGGAGACUAGUACAUCUGAAGUCCCACUGGUUGUCGUGCUUGAUGAUGUACAUGAUGCUGCAUCCAUCAGUGAAUUAGUUAAUGGUGCUUUAACAUGUAAAUAUCACAAAUGUCCAUACAUUAUCGGGACCACAAAUCAACCAGUGAAGAUGACCCCCAACCACAGCCUGCACCUUAGCUUCAGGAUGGUUAUGUUCUCCAAUAAUGUGGAGCCAGCCAAUGGCUUUCUAGUGCGCUACCUGCACAGGAAGCUCAUGGAAGCAGAGGACCCAAGAAGCUUGACGAAUGAGGACCUCUUGCGGGUGCUAGAUUGGGUGCCCAAGCUCUGGUACCACCUCCACACUUUCCUGGAGAAGCACAGCACCUCUGACUUCCUCAUUGGGCCGUGUUUUUUCCUGUCCUGUCCAGUGACAGUUGAGGAGUUUCGCUGUUGGUUCAUUGACCUGUGGAAUCACUCAAUCAUUCCUUACCUGCAGGAGGGAGCCAAAGAUGGUAUCAAGGCACAUGGUCAGAAGGCAGUGUGGGAGGACCCAGUGGAGUGGGUGCGGGAUUCUCUCCCUUGGCCCUCUGCCCAGCAGGACCAGGCCAAGCUCUUCCAUCUGCCUCCACCCAGCACGGGGCCAGUCAGCCCGAGCCAAGCUGGAGAUGAGCGGCCCCACAAAGAAACCCCUCCCAGCUCGAUGGAGUCGGACCCACUGAUGGCUAUGCUGCUAAAACUGCAGGAGGCAGCCAAUUAUAUUGAAUCACCAGAAAAAGAGGCAGACCCCAAACUGCCCACGCUAUGAACACAAAUAUGUACUGAGCCUUCACUGAUCUCUUUCAUCACUCCAGUGGUUCUGACGAAACUCAGAGGUCCUAAUGCAAACUCCUGAAAUAUAUCUUCAUGUCAUAAAUUACUAAAAAUGUCUGUAUUCUUCUAACAGAGAACAUAAAUCAUUUUUUUUUCUUGGUUGGCUCACCUCAUUUUGCUUUCCUGUUUAUAUAAUAAUGUAUGUACAUUGCAAGAAUAUUUGUUAUAAAACGUGUCAUAAAAGCCUAAAGAUACUUUUAGUCACAAAAUAGGUACUUUUGUUACAAACAGAAAUAUAUAAUGCUUGUACCUGCAGAUCAUAUACACUAUACAGUUUACAUAUGGCAUAAUCAGUAUAUGUUUUUUUUUCCUUUUCAUGAGCAUUUACUGUUCCACUGCUGCCCACAGUCCAACUCAAGGAAGCAGGUGUUAACUGCUAAUUGCAAGCAUGGACGAAUUCAUCUCUCACACGUUCUGAAUAGAUGAAAACAGCACAUCCGAUUGAGCGCCAGCUCUCCGUGCAGACUUUUGCAGUGAUGAGCGUGCAGCAGCAUCACUGCUGAUCAAGCAUGUCUGCCUGGCCAUACAUUUCAGUAGUCGUCUACCCAGAAUUUGAACUGCACGCUAAAGCUUGUGAUCGCUACGAACCUCUGGCACACCUUGGAUUUCUUUUUUUGUUUGUUUGUUUUUGUUGUUUUUUUUCCUACCAGAAUAUCAUUUCAGCAAACAAGAAUGCCAUAGAAAGGCAAAGUGUGCCAUCCUGUCCCCUGUAGGGGGCAGUGUUGAUCUCAAAAGCUACAUGGCCAUACUACUGGCAAUGCUGGGGAAGUCAGCAAAAGCGUUUCAACCGUACAUAGCAAAGAGUAUAGAAAGAGAGCUUUCAUACAGAGUGCAGUAACCGAAUGCUAUUUCUGUAAGCUCUCUAAACAGCAUAACAUUUCUGGAUUCUUUUUUACGUAACAGUACUGUAGUUAGAUUUUAUUCGGCUUUGAAACUAACCUCAGCUCAGGGGGUGGGUAAUCUCAGGCAUUCAGACAUGAUUAUUUAAUAGUGCUGUACUCUUGGUUUAAAGGCUGUCUUGUAGCAUACGGUGCAAAUAUCUCAAAAUGCAAAAACCAAAUCCUCAAGUGUCCAGACCUGCUCAGUACCAGCCCUGUGUUCAGAGUAGGAGAGAAACUGCCCCUACAGAUGUGCAUUAAGAGCUGCUUAAAUAAAGAGAACUCUAGAAAAGCGCAAGAUUAUAUUUUGAUUUAUUUGGUGCUAUCAGACGUCACCCACCUCUGGGAAAAUAGCUAUUUCCCAUGCAGUGGUCUUAUAUUAACAGUAGAGGUGCUUUAUCACAGUAAACUAGCCUUACGGUCUCAUAGCUUACAAUGGCAUCUUCAUGAAGUAACUACCAGAUAUUAUCCAUUCAUCUCGUACCUUUAUCCGCCUCUUUAUGCGCUCCUUUCUACUUCCAACGGCCGUGGCAUGUCUUAACAUUAUUGUGUUACCAUUGAAACUUAUCGUAAGCAUAUCAAAACAGCGUUUUUUCUGGGAACUAAAUUAAAGGCGAUGUUGCGUGUUGCUUUAUCAGAAGAUCCAACAUUUGGCCCUGUCGUAAAAUUACGAGGCAUGAACUUCGAUACGCUUGGCUAGGAAUGUACUGCAUAAAUUAAGGGAUGCACAAUUGCUCAAGAUAAGCAGUGGUGGACCAGUAAUUUCCCUCAACCUUACCAGAAAGCAUAAAGCAUAUCAAUAUAUGCAUGUUUACAGGCAAAAUUGAUUUCAUUGAGUGGAUCAGUGGUAAAAUUUGGUUUGUGCAUUGAUUAUUUUAUUUUGCCUUAAACACUGUAUUCAUGUCAUCCGUGUAAAUAUGUCACUGACAGAUAAUGGGGAAAAGGGUCUUAAAUGGUCAUAUAGGGUUUGUUAUGUAGAAAAAGUGCCACAAAAUCCUUUAGAUAGAUAGGUAUUACUUUUAUUCAUAUACAGUAAGAUUGUCUAUUUCUGAAGUUUCUUUGCGCUGCUAUUCAUAAUCUGCUGUGGGAGAUUUCCAUUUAUUUACAUCCCUUAAGACUUAUGACAGCUUGUCAAGGCUUUUAUUUGUCAAAUCCAUACAAUGGCUUUCUUUCCUAAAAAGAGACAGGAGGACAGGACGUCAGGUCCCAUUUGCUAAUCUGUAUGUCAUUUAAAAAUGUUAUGAGGAUAGCUCGGCCUUUAUAGUGUAACAGUAUUAUUGGUAAUUUGUCCUAAAAUUGAAAUACAGCCGGGAAAACAUAGUUUAACUCAAGGGGCAAAUUUUGAAUCUUUUCUUCACGUGUUUCGUCUUGCUUUGAGGCAACAGAUGAGAAGAAAUGAAUCAUUGCCCAGCCAUGUGUUAUACCCGUGCCUCACGUUUGCCCCUGUAUGAAAUAGGAUGUUGGGAACAGAAGCCGUUGUGCUCUGACUACAUCAUGUCUCUGGUUCAUGUGCCUGUAACUGUGAUGGCUGUGUUGUGUUGUGCUGUGUCUCCCUAAAAGGACUAUUCAACAACUUACUGUUGAUUUUGACUGGCGAAGGGGAGGAUGAUAGUGACGCUGGUCGGGUUGGGUUUGUUUUUUUUUUCUUUGUACUUGUUCUCUCUCUCAGUCCCACGUAAAAUGUUCUUAACUGCAGUACAUCUAAACUAGACGCCCGAGUGGAGUGAUCAUUAUUGGUCAUUUUAUUGGAGGAUUUUGAGAGCAUUACAUUUAUACCAUGCAGUUGUAUUGGAUGCAAAGACCCAAGAAAAAAAAAAACUUUCUAUGUUGGCCAAAGUUAUUACAAAUAUCCUUUGAUGCAUCAGAUCUGUUCGAAUGACUUAUUGGAUUCUAUGACUAGAUUUUUUUCUGAAGAGUGUAAGUUUGUUUUACACAAAACAGUGGGCUAGCUCUCGGUCACAAGUUGUUGAACAGUCCACAGAUUCCAUGCAAUGCUUGUUAUUGAUUCAAAAUUAAAAUAGUCUACUAUCAAAGGUAUGGUAUCUAAUGUAACUUGCAAUGUGCAAUCGAUGUGCAAUGGGUUUCUAAAUGUUGUAGAAGCAUGUGUGGAAAAAAAGAAUCUGGAAAUGGUCGACCUAACGUUUGGCCAUUAUAAUAGGAUAGAGCCGCCUUGUUUGUAAUUUUCCCCAAAUAAUUGUUUAAAGCAGUUAAUUUUCUUUUAUUUUCUUUUUUUGUACAUAAUGUCAUAAUUGUAUACAUUGUAAAUAGCCAAGUCAUUUGCGACAACAAUCAUUUAGGAUCAGAAAACAUAGAGAAGUGUGGUUUGUGAAGGAGAAGUUGUUUGUUCGGAGUGGCCCUGUAAACCUGUGGGGAAGUGGCAUGCUUUCAGAGGUCUCUGCAUAACCACAAGUCCAACGUUAUUCAUCUGCCAUAAUAAAACCACACCAUGUUCUUUAA